Phoenix dactylifera (date palm) is the source of this 1663-nucleotide messenger RNA. RefSeq names its product growth-regulating factor 3. Gene Ontology annotation, molecular function: ATP binding. Lineage: Eukaryota; Viridiplantae; Streptophyta; Magnoliopsida; Arecales; Arecaceae. Gene Ontology annotation, biological process: regulation of DNA-templated transcription; developmental process; DNA-templated transcription. The record is from RefSeq and is a predicted model, not a curated record. Gene Ontology annotation, cellular component: nucleus.
CCUUUCUCACUCCAUGUGUAUUUGUCUGCCUGGGUGUCCCUUUCUUAAGCGUCCAUGCUCUUUUCCCACUGCACAAGUGUAUGUUUUAGAGAAAGAGAGAGAGAGAGAUUGGCAGCUUUGCAAUCCAAGAAAGAGGAAACAGAUCUUUCAUAGGCCCCCUUCAGAAGGGACAGAUCCUUCUCUUCUCCAUACUUGCAGCAAUCUCGUCUAAAAUCUCCAAGAGUCCCCAUCCCAUCAAACAUCUGAGAACUAUAUAAAGCCUGACCACCAAACCAAUAUAGAAACAGAGCCACAUCCUUUCAGCUCCCUAGUGCGCCUUCAUGGAAUCCCAUCAAUGGAGAACUCAACAGCAGUCAGACCGGCAGGAUGAGCACUCUGCCAAAAUCCCAAAGCUCCAGCUCGGGGAUCAGCAGCAGCCACCUGCCUCAGCUCUACAUCUGUUUGCAGCUGAACGCAAGACCACCACCCACACGUCUCCCCUGUUUUCAUCUCCAAUCUCAGCACCCACUGCUGUCCCUAAGGCUGGGGGAUACUUCAGUCUGGCACAGUGGCAGGAGCUGGAGCUGCAGGCACUGAUAUAUAAAUAUAUGAUAUCUGGGGCCUCUGUUCCUAUGGAGCUCAUUCUACCUAUUAAGAGGAGUCUCCUCGAUGCAACCCCCUAUUACCACCACCACCAUCACUACCAGCAUUUCCAGCAACCCAUGCUGCAGACUGGGUACUGGGGAAGGUACGUUGUCGACCCCGAGCCUGGGAGGUGCAGGAGAACAGAUGGGAAGAAAUGGAGGUGCUCGAGAGAGGUGGUGACGGGCCAAAAGUACUGCGAGCGCCAUGUGCACCGAGGCCGUAACCGUUCAAGAAAGCAUGUGGAAAUCCCCACAGCCACUGCCAUUAAUGGUUUAAAAACCACCCUCCCUUUGCCCUCAGCAAAGACCACAGAGACCCAUUUCAGUUUAUCUGAUUCAUCCACUGCACUUGACAUCCUCCCUCUUAUCCAGAGGCCGCCAGAUGCUAAAACAGUUGAUGGGAGCCUCCUAGAGAGCUACUGUGGCAGCUGCUUCUCCCCGGAGUUUCAUGACGACAAACCGGAUGGCCAUGUUCUUCGUAGGUUUUUUGAUGACUGGCCGAGAUCACAGCAAGAGCUCAUUACCGACACAUCGAACAAUGCUAGACCUGCAGCUUCUACAACUCACCUCUCAAUCUCCAAUCCUGGAAAUUUAUCAUCAGAUUUCUCCCUGAAACUGUCCACCGGAAAUGAUGACAAACCAGGACCGGGCAGCAACAGAGACAAUGGAUAUGGGCGGGUGCAGCCACCUCCGCCGAAUUGGUCAUCAUGGGGGAACCAUGGGGAGGCGUCAAUGGGUGGUCCACUGGCCGAAGCGCUACGUUCAUCAACCUCAACUCCUUCACCAACUAGCGUCUUGCAAAAGCCUAACGGAUCCAUAUCAGAGACAAGGUGGUGCUUUGCAUGGAAAUGAGAUUUGUUGUCGAGUGGGUCUUGGGCUAUUGGACUGGAAGUCUGCGGGUAGUGUAUGUCCACUGUAUGGAACGUUUGUUUGUUUAGUUUAUGCUUUUACACUUUGGAGGCACGCUGGUUGGUUGUCAUUUAGUUGUAUGGAAGAUUGGUAUUCAGGAGAAUGUUUGAUUUUUCUCUGGUUGGCUUCUA